AUGAACUCCCUCUUCAACUCUGCUUUGAAGCAGUCCUCUGCGAUUCGCAGAGACCUGGAUACCUUCUCAAAAUCUCCGAGCACCUCGUCCCCGCCCUUCAAGGUAUGCCCCUCACCCUGCAGGGCGAUCGCUCUUGCUGAUAUGCGAUGCGAAACAGGACAAAUUGCCGCAUCAUUGGCAUCGCUGUCAAGAACCGUCGACGACUACUCAGCUCUCUCAAAAAAGGAGCUGAUCCCCGAGAAGCAAGAAAAGGCCUUUGACCGGGUGAAGAACUUUCGGAGCGAGCUUGCAGAUUACCGAACACAAUUUGAGCGGCUACGCAAAGAACGAGAGGAAUCUGUAGCUCCUGGGACGUCGACCUCAUCACGCCGCAACCCCGAGAACCCCUAUACUCAAUCGAACCUACCCCAGACCUCCGCAUUCGCACCUUCCUCUGGCCUAAGCUUUGGAGCUGGCCCCUCAAAUCAGAGUCGCGAAGCGCAUGCAUUGCGCGAACAGUCUUUUUUCUCCCAUACCAACAGUCAGCUAGACGACUUCUUGGACCGCGGCCGGGCGGUCCUGGAAGACUUGGGUCAGCAGCGAGAGAUUCUCAAGGGGACUCAGCGUCGGUUAUACAGUGUGGCUAAUACUCUGGGAGUCAGCGGAGACACCAUCAGAAUGGUUGAGCGGCGUGCGAAGCAGGACAAGUGGAUAUUCUGGGGCUGCGUCGUGAUUUUCUUCCUGUUCUGCUGGGCUGUCUUGCACUUUCUGCGGUGA
Penicillium chermesinum is the source of this 756-nucleotide messenger RNA. RefSeq names its product golgi SNAP receptor complex member 2 family protein. Gene Ontology annotation, molecular function: SNAP receptor activity; SNARE binding. Gene Ontology annotation, cellular component: late endosome membrane; Golgi apparatus; ER to Golgi transport vesicle membrane. The transcript is spliced from 3 exons. Gene Ontology annotation, biological process: vesicle fusion; endoplasmic reticulum to Golgi vesicle-mediated transport. Lineage: Eukaryota; Fungi; Ascomycota; Eurotiomycetes; Eurotiales; Aspergillaceae. The record is from RefSeq and is a predicted model, not a curated record. The coding region runs from base 1 to 756 and encodes 251 amino acids.